Molecule: messenger RNA, 1786 nt
Organism: Podarcis raffonei (Aeolian wall lizard)
Lineage: Eukaryota; Metazoa; Chordata; Lepidosauria; Squamata; Lacertidae
Gene: MED21
Product: mediator complex subunit 21
Exons: 4
Coding region: 85-516 (143 amino acids)
Biological process (GO): regulation of transcription by RNA polymerase II
Cellular component (GO): mediator complex
Molecular function (GO): transcription coregulator activity
Source: RefSeq, a predicted model, not a curated record
CCCGCUCCUGCUCCGUCCAUUGUCUGCGCCCAAUGAGGAGCGGGGGAAGAGGGCGCCGCCUCUGGAUGCCGGGACUGGCGCGCAAUGGCCGACCGUCUCACGCAGCUGCAGGAUGCGGUGAACUCGCUUGCAGAUCAAUUUUGUAAUGCGAUUGGAGUAUUGCAGCAGUGUGCCCCACCCGCUUCCUUCACCAAUAUUCAAACCGCAAUAAACAAGGAUCAGCCUACUAAUCCUACAGAAGAAUAUGCCCAGCUGUUUGCUGCAUUGAUUGCAAGAACUGCCAAGGAUAUUGAUGUAUUAAUAGAUUCCUUGCCCAGUGAAGAAUCAACAGCCACAUUACAAGCUGCCAGUUUGCAUCGCUUGGAGGAAGAGAAUCACGAGGCAGCUGCACGUCUUGAAGAGGUGGUUUAUCGUGGGGAUAUGCUUUUGGAGAAGAUACAGAAUGCUUUAGCUGACAUUGCUCAAUCACAGCUGAAGACAAGAAGUGGCAGUCAUAGUCAACCUGCUCCAGAUUAACCACCAGAGGUGUUGGGACUUGACCACAAAAUUUGAUCUUCUUGAGAAGGUGGGGAGGGAAGGACUUUUUUUAAAAAAAGUUGUACGUUACUGUUGAGCCUUAAUCCUGUGGAAGGAUGUCUGGUGUUGUGCUUCUGGGAAAACAUCUCCCUGUUGACAAGAUAUUCAGUCUUUUGUAAGGCAUUGCACUAGCAGGAAGUAAUCACAAAUUGAGAGUUGCCAAACUUUUAAUUUUUAAUAUGUUCCUUAUGCCCAAAGCCCUGUGCUUUGUUUGUUAAUGUUUGUUAGAUCAGAAUUUCUGAUUUCAUUUGGUCAGCAACCUUGUGAAGUUAUAAUGAAUUAAAUGCCCCGGCACACAUGUGUAAUAAGGCAUGCAUACUGGCACACGGUGUUUUAUUGCAUGGAAUUGUCCUUUCAACUUCCAAAGCAUUCAACUUCCAAAUCGCGGCUUCUGAUUGGCUGCAGGAAGCUCCUACAGCCAUUUGGAAGCUGCAGAAGCCCCGUUGGACGUUUGGCUUCCAAAAGAAUGUUCAACAGUCGGAACAGUCACUUCCGGGUUUCGAUCGUUCGGGAGCCAAAAUGUCCGAGUUCUAGGGCGUUUGACAACUAAGGUACGACUGUACAUGUAAAGUGUCACUAAGCCAUGGUCUUUAACUUGCUCCUAACGUUUAUUAUUAUUUUUCUAUUGACUAGCGGACUAAAGAAAAUCCUCUAGUUUUUCCAGUACAGAUUUGCAAUGGAUAGCAAGAGCUUGGUUUUUAUUUCUUGUUGGAGAUCUGGGUACUGUCCAGCUGUUGAACAGCUUAUAGACAUCCGCAUGUAGGUAUGGAUGAUCACUGUACACUGGGGUGGGAAACCUCUGGCCCUCCAGACAUUGUUGGACUACAACUCCCAUUAGCUGCAGCCAACAUGGGCAGUGGAUUAUUGGAGUUGUAGUCCAGCAGCAUCUGCAGGGCAAUAGGUUCCACAUCCCUGCUGUAUACACUGUUACGGAUAUAAUUGGAUGGUCUGCUUUGGUGGGGAAGGGGAAGGAGAGAAGGUAUGGAAGAAUUAGAGGUUUGCAUACCUGUUCUACAUGGGACACAGCUUGGGCUAAAUAAAUUGAUUCAAACAAAGGUGAGCCGUCAUUUUUUAUUGGAAGCUCAGUCUUGAUGGUAUCCAAAGUUAGAACUUAGACAGUUUGCAUAAAUGAAGCAUAGCUGAAUAUGACAGGUCAACACUUUAAUGUCAAACAUCUGCAGACAAAUAAAAACAAAUUUUUGUCUUAAAA